AGUUUGCAGCAAGUGUUUGUUUCGUUCAAAUUUUUGCCGCUAGUCAGUGUUUAUUAAACAGCUGCGUAAAAGAAAAAAAUAACGAAAAAUAUCAUUGGAAAAGAGAAAGAAAUUAUACUAUUGACCAUAGUUAUUAUAUAACCUAUAUGCGAUUUAAAAAAUUGGAGUACAAUGUUCUCGACAAAACACCUCGUGAAACCAACAUUACUUUGUGGACCUAAGGAAUUAAGCAAAUCUUUUAUGUUCGAGGCAGCAAUUUACUGGGCCGAAGAAGGACGCCGCGUCGUUUACAUUACACCAGCCCCGUUGGAAAGCCUGCCGGCGGCCUGUCACGACAGAAGUAAUCCAGCACCCGCGGCUUUCAAGCUGAUGAGAUUUAUGUACCUAGAGAACUAUGAGGCUCUCAUCGAACGACUUGUGGAAUUGCACACAUUCGUCACUUUACCUUCUGUCCUCCUGAUCGACGACUUCGACGCUUAUGCGAACGAUUACCAAAAGAACGACGUAUCCCAAGAUGUGCACAUUUCCAGAAUGUGUUCAUUAAUCCUCGACACGAUGAACUCUUGUUCACGAAUCCUGAAGAACAGCGUGUACGUGUGCGCAUGGUCGUCCACGGCGAUGAAUGAUAUUAGCACCUAUUCAAUAUACUUCAGGAACAUUUGGAACAUAAAGGACGAAGAGGGCAAGACAAUUCUAUUGCAAAAGUACUCAAACGAAGGGGCCACUGAAAAGUGUCCAUCCUAUAGAUAUUGUAGGCUGCAAGAUGGAACGAGGAUCUUGAAACAGAUUCUCCAUGAACCUAGCGAGAAUUGAAUCUAUAUUUGAGAUCAUAAUGAUCCAAGAAACAUCAAUUUUAUGUUUAUAAAUAGUAAUUCAAAUAAGCAUUUUAAAUUUGAUUUGCUUGAUUCAUUACAGAGAGGACUGGAUUGUUUAAUUCAUUAGAUAAUAUUGUACAUAGUCGUUAAUUAAGGAUCACUACUAGAAGUAUCAGGGAUAGAGGAAUAUUUCACGUUUAAUGCAGUAUUAUUUUUCUAUCUAUACAUAUUUUUAUAAUAAUCAUAUUCCAUUACACUAUAUUAUAAUAUCAUAAGAAUUUAUAUUUACAUGAAAGCAAGAAGAAUCUAUUAUAUUUUUAUAUUUAUAAUAUUUCAGAGCAUUUAAUGAGCAAUAAAGAGAACAGGAAAUUUCUUAAAUUAAA
Osmia bicornis bicornis is the source of this 1198-nucleotide messenger RNA. RefSeq lists its product as uncharacterized. Gene Ontology annotation, cellular component: Shu complex. The transcript has 5 exons. NCBI's taxonomy places the organism in Eukaryota, Metazoa, Arthropoda, Insecta, Hymenoptera, Megachilidae. Bases 172 to 813 code for a protein of 213 amino acids. Gene Ontology annotation, biological process: double-strand break repair via homologous recombination. The record is from RefSeq and is a predicted model, not a curated record. Gene Ontology annotation, molecular function: single-stranded DNA binding.